Molecule: messenger RNA, 954 nt
Organism: Ilex paraguariensis (yerba mate)
Lineage: Eukaryota; Viridiplantae; Streptophyta; Magnoliopsida; Aquifoliales; Aquifoliaceae
Source: the annotation of a GenBank genome assembly
AUGUUGCCAUCAGUAGAAUUGUGUGGCAUUAUAAUAUCAACUAAUGGACCAUGGUCUAUGAUUGAUGUUGGCAUGGAAUUUUUUCUUCCUUUUGUCUGCUACCAUACUCCCUCCUUCUCUAAGCAUAUAACAGCAGACAUAGACCCUCUUCCUAAAAUGGGACUGGAUCAAAGACUUACAAACAUGUCAAACUUUAUUGAGGAAUUUGAAGAAGAAGACGAGCAAUUCCAGAGCACUCUAGGUACACAAUCGUCCAAUGGGAGUCCUAAUCCUACCGAAAAUGGUGGUGAUGGUUCCACUCAUGCCAUCACAACAUCAAAGAAGAAACGAAAUCUCCCAGGAAAUCCAGGCAAGCAAACACACUACCCUGAUGCAGAGAUUGUGGCGUUGUCACCAAGGACUCUGAUGGCAACAGAUAGGUACAUUUGUGAGGUCUGUCAUAAAGGAUUCCAGAGAGAUCAGAACCUUCAACUCCAUAGGAGAGGCCACAAUUUGCCAUGGAAGCUGAAGCAAAGGCCGAGCACACAAGUGAAGAAGAGGGUGUAUGUGUGCCCUGAACCAAAGUGUGUGCAUCAUGACCCAAGUCGGGCACUAGGUGACUUGACUGGCAUAAAGAAACACUUUCGUAGAAAGCAUGGAGAGAAGAAAUGGAAGUGCGACAAGUGUUCAAAGCGUUACGCUGUUCAGUCUGACUGGAAGGCACACGCAAAAAUCUGUGGGACACGUGAAUAUCGAUACGAUUGUGGGACUAUUUUCUCAAGGAAGGACAGUUUUGUUACACAUAGAGCCUUCUGUGAUGCAUUGAUGGAAGAGAACUGCAAGAUGAACCAGACCCUCGCUACCAUGGGAGGAAUGUUACCUAACCAACCCCAAGAAUUAUUCUCUUCCUCAAUGCUCACCUCUGACUCCUGCACAAACUUAAACACCAUGAUGCAUCUAUCCAGUUCUCACUAG